UUCAAUUAAGUGGGACGGAAGAAUUACUUUAGAUUCGGCUCAAACAAGCACACUUCUAAAACACAUUCGCCAAUGGAUAUCAAACUAGUACCGUAUGAAAGGAGGACGAAGACUGAUGAAACGGAACGCCAUUCUUAUCUCAGGAAGAUCUUAUCUCAAAUUUCAGGAAAAGGUGAAAAAGCGGACAAGGGUUUAGUGGAGACAAAGAGUUUGGAUCGAGAAGACGGUGGACUUGAGAAGACAGAGAACAGUCAGGCACCGUUUUUAUUCAUUCCCCGUGGACAAAGAUCUAGGGGAAGAGUUGCAAAGAGGCGAACUGCUGAGUUACUUCAUACGGCUGAAGGGGAUUUUGCAGAAGAAAUUGUGGAGGAAUGCCAAAGUCCACGCAAAUGUCAAAAGAGAAAAUGUAGACAUAAAACAAAUUCGAGUAACUUGAAAGGCAUUCCUGCCCGUCGUUCUCGUCCUGCUAGACGAUCAAGGGGGGUUAGCAAUACAACCUCGAACCUACGAGGAAAAAUAAAUGAUGCAUUAUUCCAACGCUGCUUUCUGAAAAUAUGGGAGGAAUCUCCUGAAGAGAAAAGGAAUUUGUGUACAUUUAUGGAAUGUAUAUGGUUUUCCAUGUACACAAAUGAUCAUUGGCGGAAAAGGGUGCUGACGUGGAUUAAGAAAAUCAACAUAUUCUCAAAAGAAUAUGUUUUGGUUCCAAUUGUUUUAUGGUCUCACUGGUAUCUCCUAAUCUUUUGUCACUUGGGUGAAAGUUCAGAGUCAAAAACUAGAAAUCCGUGCAUUUUAUUAUUGAAUUCACUGCGUGAAUUGGAUAGGGGGCUUGAACCUCUAAUAAGAAGGCUUGUCAUAGACAUAUAUGAAACAGAGGAGAGGCCGGUGGACAAGAAACUAAUUACAAAAAUUCCUCUUUUAGUUCCUAAGGUUCCACAGCAGACAAACAGUGAGGAAUGUGGCAUUUUCGUUCUGUAUUAUGCCAACCUAUUCUUACAGAAUACUCCGGAAAAUUUUAGCACUUCUGAUGGCUACCCUUACUUUAUGAAAGAUGACUGGUUCGGUAAGGAAGAGUUAGAGGGCUUCUGUAAAAGACUGGAGGCAGUUGAAGCCGAAUCUCAUGAUGUUGAUGAAUGACCUCCUGAAAUUUUGUUAUAAUAAAAUCCUAGUUGAUCAUAUCUUGAUUGUAAACUGGAUGAAUAGUAUCGUAUUUGACUGGGACUUGGAUCGUGACAUGUAAACUUUCAUGUGUUUUAGGAUCGACCUUGGAUCAUGUAUGCUCUUAUGUUGUAUUUUGUUCGAGAAUUAAGAUGGAAAUAUUGUCUUUUCGUCUUGUUUA
Messenger RNA from Olea europaea var. sylvestris, 1336 nucleotides. RefSeq names its product probable ubiquitin-like-specific protease 2A. Gene Ontology annotation, molecular function: cysteine-type peptidase activity. The coding region runs from base 73 to 1134 and encodes 353 amino acids. Lineage: Eukaryota; Viridiplantae; Streptophyta; Magnoliopsida; Lamiales; Oleaceae. The transcript has 9 exons. Gene Ontology annotation, biological process: proteolysis. The record is from RefSeq and is a predicted model, not a curated record.